CGAUACCAUGUCCAACAACGGAAACGCGCAAGCAGAACAGGAACCAGAGUUUGAUUUCUGGGACUUCGUCGACUGCUCCAUAUGCCAUCUUCCUUUCAUAUCGAACGAUCGGGGCGGACCUCCUCCUGUUCCAUUUUGGAUCACAGAAUGCGGCCAUGUUCUUUGCAACAACCAUCUCAAGCCAGAUCAGAGUUGUGCACAAUGCAACGGCCAGAACAUACAACUGGUUCCCCUACACCGAGAUCUGGAGCCCCCGAUGUCAGACUGGUUUAGAACUCUUCCUUAUUCACUGGAUUCGAUAGCAAACGCUGUAAAAUUUCAGCAAGACACAUUCGCCGGUCUCAUCCGCUACUAUCGGCAAGCUUGUUCCCAGCUUAGCCAGACGUGUGAACGUAUUCGAGCGGAGAGGAAGGCUCUUCGAAAAGAAGUAGACAGCUUGCGGCGAGAAGUGGAGCGUCUACGCCAGUGCCCUUCUGGCUUCGGCCCUGCUCAUACUCAGGAACCCUCAUCUUUUCCCAACGCGAAUGGCAAGCGUCAGAUGACUGAUAUGCGCGAUUUCAAGGCAAGCUCCAGCCCAAGGUCCAUCGUCACCCCAGUCGGACCAAACAGAAUCACCUUGCCGCUCGGGGAACAACCAAACUUCACUCGUCAAGAUCAUGAACGAAUUUCAAGCCAGACACGUCAGCCGGAACGACCUGGAACGAGUCGUUUUGCGGAACAAUAUGCAUAUAAUGAUGAACAGGGAUCACGCAUGCAGGCUGCACAGCUCUCUCACGAACAAUCGGUACCUACUCGCCACCUGCGAUUAACGUCCGGCGAACAAGGACAUCGUUCUAUGCCACCUCCACCCCCACCGAUACCAGGUUCACGAGGUCGUUUCAGACCCGCGAUGGGCUCAACGGACACAAGAACCACAAAGACGUCAAACGCCCAGACUGCUGAACCACAAAUGGCCCACCAGCGACCUCCGCCAUUGGCUUCCAGGCCUCAACAGCGCUCAUUCGUUGUCCCGCAGACCCCACAUCGCGCUAGUGGUACCCACUUCACUGGUCAGACAUCCGACCAAAUGCGCUCACUCCAGUCCAACCGUUUCAUACCACCAUCUUCACAUGGACGUUCGAAUACUGGCGCAGGUGCAGUAACAUCCUCUAACGUUCCAGGGACCUCGUCUGGAGGACAUAGGAUGCCAUUCGUGUCAGGGGGUGCUAAUGGAUUCGGGUGACCUUAUAUACUCUUAUAUAUCGUACAAUCCUCUCCAUCGGGUAUGCAAUGAAAUGUCCACUUGCGCGUUGCUUGAGUACUCUUUACAUAAAUGAGAUCAUCCCCGAGCGAA
This is a messenger RNA of Suillus paluster, 1333 nucleotides long. RefSeq lists its product as uncharacterized. The transcript has 7 exons. The record is from RefSeq and is a predicted model, not a curated record. The coding region runs from base 8 to 1222 and encodes 404 amino acids. Lineage: Eukaryota; Fungi; Basidiomycota; Agaricomycetes; Boletales; Suillaceae.